This is a messenger RNA of Caenorhabditis remanei, 1557 nucleotides long. RefSeq lists its product as uncharacterized. The transcript has 7 exons. NCBI's taxonomy places the organism in Eukaryota, Metazoa, Nematoda, Chromadorea, Rhabditida, Rhabditidae. The coding region runs from base 1 to 1557 and encodes 518 amino acids. The record is from RefSeq and is a predicted model, not a curated record.
AUGGCAGGCCAACAAACCCUCUGUGUAUGCAAAUGUAUCCGUCAUCUUCUCAUGGCAGACAUUGAUCGAAAUUUCACCGACUCCGGUGCUUAUCGAGCACUAACUGAAGAAGAAGUUCUCGAGGAGAAAAAUAGAACUGCAUAUGAAAUUGUUUCUUUAUUCGUAAUGGCAGCAUCUGCAAAUAACACAGGAUAUGAAACAGCUGUUACUAGACUGGAACAACGAAUGGAAGCGGAUUUUGUCGCUGAAAUUUGUGGAGAUUCGAAGCAAAUGAAUUAUUACCAAUACUGGAAAUAUUUGGCGCACAAUGCGGCACUAUACUCCCCUGGUGCACAGUUCAAGGAGAAUUAUGCUAUUUUGAAAACGGAUCGAUUCGAAUUGAAAUUCAGUUUCAAUAUUUAUCGAAGAGAUACGAUGGGUGUAGAUUCCAAACUGGAAUUUGAUAUCACCAUGAAAACUACACAUCGCAACGGCAAUGUGUUCGGUCUCUACCGUAUUGUUCAAGGUGGGGAUUGCCCGGAUAUUGGAAAAGUUAGCCACUCGAAUAGAGACUCAUUCGAUUUGAUAAUUGAUGAUGUCGCAGGAAUUAACGGGCAUAACAGAACAAAGAAGUUUUUGGAUCUGUUCACUCCACAACCAUGGCAAUUAGAGCAUAACCAUCCGAAUGAUCUACCGACCACUUGGUUGUAUAAAUUCGAUCUGAAAGAGACAAAAACAUUUGUUUGUCAAGAAGAUGUUAAAGAUAUGGUCGAAUACACUAUUUCUCAAUUCGCUUCCUGGUAUUUUCAUUUUGGAACAAUGUGGCAUCCGGAUGCAAAGAUGGAUUUAAAAGAGGCAUUCCAAUUGCAGGUGACCCAGUUUCAAGAGGAUAAUAUUGUGGCGAGGACUACCAUGAAACUUCAAAUGGGAGUAACUCCAGAUGCUCCAAUUAGAGAUUGGAAUUUUAAGUUCCAAGCGAAAAACAAAGGAGGAGGAGAGAACUGGGUUAUCGAUCGAGUGGAAGUGUUGUGCAGCCCGGAAGUCAAAUAUAAACAGGAAUCUCUUGCUGCAAUUCGGGAUAUUGUCGCAAGAAAGUUUGUGGAUUACGUGGAAGAACAGAACGUCACUCAAUGGUAUUCCACUAUUGAUUUUGUGAAGGAGUUCUCGCAAAAUGGGAAAGUGGAAUACGAUUAUUGUGAUGGGGGAACUAUCACCAAGACUAGUGGGUUUCAGAGGUUCUUUGCUUUCAUUAAACCGGAGUUUUCAGCUCAACUUCAGUUGUUCACACACGACAUGGGUCAAGCUCACAGUACUCGAUUCACAAAAUAUUGGAUCGAUAAAGAAAUAGAACCGACUGAGAAGGCUCCCGAUACCCACGAUUUCCAUUUCAAAACAAUGUCAACGGCAGCUACGGAAAAUCCAGAGUUUGAGUAUGAACACGAAUGGACCGUCAAUUUCAAAUGGGAUCAGAUGGACCAAUUCUAUCAUAUUGACAAGCUGACAAUGGGAUGUGAAAAGGAAUACAAGGACGGAGAAGCUACGGCAGCAAACUACAUGAUCUUUAACUUUGGUGGAUAG